Molecule: messenger RNA, 528 nt
Organism: Zootoca vivipara (common lizard)
Lineage: Eukaryota; Metazoa; Chordata; Lepidosauria; Squamata; Lacertidae
Product: baculoviral IAP repeat-containing protein 5.1-like
Source: RefSeq, a predicted model, not a curated record
AUGGAGACUGUGCUGAACAAAGUCAACUCAAACUCCAAGUGCCUGCUAGAAUAUAGAAGCAUGCAUUAUUAUGAGAAUCGCUUGAGAAGCUUUGCAUGCUGGCCUUUUAAAGAGAACUGCAAGUGUACUCCUGAAAGUAUGGCCAGGGCUGGCUUGAUCCACUGUCCAGGAGCAAAUGAACCUGACCUGGCAAAGUGUUUCUUCUGCUUAAUAGAGUUGGAGGGCUGGGAGCCAGAUCAUGAUCCCUGGCUGGAGCACUCCAAGCGUGCCGGAGACUCUUGUGGGUUUUUGUCCCUUUCUAAAAGUUUUGACGACCUGACAGUUGAAGAAUACUACGAACUAGAGAUGGAGCGGGUCAGGAUCUUUCUUAGCAAAACUGGGCAAAGUGUAAUAAACGCCUAUGAGAAAGAAGUGGCAGCAACCAGGCAGCGUCUCGUGGACCAUUUUGUGAACAAAUACCAGUAUACGCCAGAACCUGACCCAGCCACUCCUCCUGCAACAGAAAACGACAUGCCAACUACCACAUAG